This is a messenger RNA of Grosmannia clavigera kw1407, 1734 nucleotides long. RefSeq names its product mitochondrial pyruvate dehydrogenase. Gene Ontology annotation, cellular component: mitochondrion. Gene Ontology annotation, biological process: regulation of glucose metabolic process; protein phosphorylation. NCBI's taxonomy places the organism in Eukaryota, Fungi, Ascomycota, Sordariomycetes, Ophiostomatales, Ophiostomataceae. Bases 1 to 1734 code for a protein of 577 amino acids. Gene Ontology annotation, molecular function: pyruvate dehydrogenase (acetyl-transferring) kinase activity. The record is from RefSeq and is a predicted model, not a curated record. The transcript has 7 exons.
AUGCCUUCGUACAUUAUCACCUGCAGGCCAGACGCCUCCAAGGAAGAGGUGGCUGCCGCCAAGAAGACUGCCGUCGAGCAGGGUGGCACCAUCGGCCACGAAUACGAACUGCUCAAGGGUUUCUCUGUCAGCUUUCCCGACGGAACUGUCAACACCUUGUCUCAGCACCCAAGCAUCGCGUCUGUCGAUGCCGAUCAGGUCGUCAGCACGCACUGUGCCAAGCACUCAGCACAUCGCGAUGCCGCCAUGAGAUGCCUCGUUCGGCCAUUGAGGGCUGUUCAGCCCACGGCCACCUUUGUGUCGAAACGCCAUUGUUCUCGCCCUUGCCUUCGUUCUCCCCAUCUUCGACUAUCGCUUUCUACUGCUCCCCAUCAUGAACACGCCCGCGAACAUCAGCCACCACCACCACCACCACCACCACCGCAUCCAAUAUCGCACGGCAAAGAGCCGCCACCGCUGCGCGACCAGGACAUCUCCCGUCUUGCUGAGGAGCCGGUGCACCAGCUGCGUCUGGCCGAUCUGGUCAAACACGGAUGGCCCCCUCUCAGCGAAGAGGCCCUGCUGCAGAGCGCCAACUUCUCGCUCGAACUGAUUCCCAUCCGCCUCGCUCGUCGGCUGCAGGCCCUGCGCAGUCUGCCCUACAUCGUCGUGUCCAAUCCGCACGUCCGGCAGAUCUACGGUAACUAUCGCCAUAGCCUGCGCUCGCUGCUGCCGCUGUGGCGUCGUCGUGCCGAGGGCGCCGUCGCGACGCUCGAUGACGAGAUCGCCUUCACCGAGUCCCUCGCCGAUCUCGUUGCCACCCACCAGAACACCAUCCCCUUUCUCGCCCAGGGCUUCCUCGAAUGCCGCAAGUACAUCUCGCCUGCUCACGUGACCGCCUUUCUCGACGAGCAUCUGCGCGCUCGCAUCGGCACCCGUCUCAUCGCCGAGCAGCACAUCGCCCUGCACCUCAGCAGCCGACCUUUUGAGCGGAAGAGCGACACCGGCCCCUCGCCUGCCGCCUCGUCUCUCGACAGCGCCCCCACCGGACAGCCGCCGCCGUCGUACAUCGGCAUCAUCGACACGCAGCUGCGGCCGGCCCAGACCAUUGACAGCUGUGCCGGCUUUGUCGCCGACAUCUGUGAGCUCAACUACGGCGUCCGGCCCGAGUGGCGCAUCGACGGCGAGCCCGGCACCACCUUUGCCUACGUGCCCAUGCAUCUUGAGUACAUUGUCACCGAGCUGCUCAAAAACGCUUUUCGUGCCGUCGUCGAGGGCAACAUGUCGCGCGAGCCCAUUGUCAUCACCAUUGCGCCCGAACCGCCGAACCGCCUCCGCCCAGAGCGACCGCUGGGACCGGACAAUGACGGUAUCAUCGGCGACGGCAACAGCCCUGCCGCCAUACUGCCGCUCGACGAAAAUGCGCCUGGCGUGACUAUCCGCAUCCGCGACCGCGGCGGCGGUAUUAGUCCCGAAGUGCUGCCCAACAUCUGGUCAUACUCUUUCACGACCUUCUCCGACGCCGCCCAGGCCUCGACUGAUGACGGCGGCUUCGGCUCCGACGGACUUGACAUCAUCUCGUCCGCCAACAACGGCGGCAGCUCCAUUGCCGGCCUCGGCUACGGAUUGCCGCUCAGCCGGGCAUAUGCAGAGUUUUUCGGCGGCGGCAUCGACGUCCAGAGUCUGUACGGUUGGGGUACCGAUGUCUAUUUACGGCUAAAGGGUGUUGGAAGCAUCGGGGACAGCAACAAGUGA